CGAUGGCAGCAGUGCCGCGGCAGGCGCGCCAGGCCGGGCGGGCUUCCCUCCAAUGAGACGCGCGCCUCCGGCAGCACUACUCUUGGCAGCCCGUCAUGGGUGGCGGCGGCGACAACAACGCCACGGCCAUUUCCGAGGAGUGGGUGGCCGGCAUCAGCGUGGUGAUGGCGCUCAUCGUGCUGGCCAUCGUGCUCGGUAACGCGCUGGUGAUCGUGGCCAUCGCCAGGACGCAGAGGCUCCAGACGCGCACCAACGUCUUCGUGGUGUCGCUGGCGUGCGCGGACCUCAUCAUGGGCGUGCUGGUGGUGCCCUUCGGCGCCGAGCUGGAGGUGCGCGGCUCCUGGGCGUACGGCUCCUUCUUCUGCGAGUUCUGGAUCUCCGUGGACGUGCUGUGCGUCACGGCGAGCAUCGAGACGCUGUGCGUGAUCGCGGUGGACCGAUACGUCGCCAUCACGGCGCCCUUCCGGUACCAGAGCCUGCUCACCAGGGCGCGCGCUCAGGCGGCGGUGUGCGCGGUGUGGGGCGUCUCGGCUCUGGUGUCCUUCCUGCCGAUACUCAUGCACUGGUCCCGGGACAGCGCGCACACCUCCUGCUACGAGGACCCGGCGUGCUGCGACUUUGUCACCAACCGCGCGUACGCCGUGUCCUCCUCCGUCAUCUCCUUCUACCUCCCACUGCUGGUGAUGAUCUUCGUGUACGCGCGCGUUUACCGGGAGGCGAAGCAGCAGCUGCGGAAGAUCGACAAAUGCGAGGGUCGCUUCCACAUCCACAGCUCGGCGGGGCAGUGCAAGAGGAAGCCGCCUCGGGUGGCCGCCCUGCGGGAGCACAAGGCGCUGAAGACGCUGGGCAUCAUCAUGGGCACCUUCACCCUCUGCUGGCUGCCCUUCUUCAUCGUCAACGUGGUGCGGGUGUUCGGCGCCGAGCUGGUGGACAAAGAUUUGUUCGUCUUCCUCAACUGGCUCGGUUACGCCAACUCGGCCUUCAAUCCCGUCAUCUACUGCCGCAGCCCGGACUUCAGGAGGGCGUUCAAGAGGCUGCUGUGCCGGACCAGGAGGAGGCGGCGGCCGACGGGAGAAGGGAUGCUGCACGUCAGCUCCUGCGACCUGAGCCGCUACUCCGGCGGCUUGAUGACCUCCGCGGAGCCCGGGACACUCGGACUGUGGACGGACUGCACCGGGCUGGACAACAGUGACAGCAGCCUGGCAGGAACCGGAAAACUGUCCCGCUCCGAAUCUCAUCUGUGACCCAAACUAAACUCUUUUUACUUACUUUUUUAUAUAAGGACAACUAGGACAUUUGGAUAAAUAUUCCAAUUUAAUUGAUUUCGGGAUUUUUUUUCUGUCAAAAAAAUCGGGAUUAUUUCUGUCAAAAUGUCGGGAUUUUUUCUGUUAAAAAGUCGGCAUUUUUUUUCCUGUCAAAAAGUCUGCAUUUUUUCUGUUAAUAAAAAAAUCUGGAUUGUUGCUGUCCAAAAAUCUGGAUUUUCUUUCUGUCCAAAAAUCUGGAUUUUUUUUAAAUCUAAAAAGAAUCUGGAUUUUUUUCUGUCAAAAAAUCUGGGGUUUUUUUUUCAAUCUAAAAAAUCGGGAUUUUUUUCUGUCAAAAAAUCGGGAUUUUUUCUGUCAAAAUGUCGGGGGGUUUUCUGUUAAAAAGUCGGUAUUUUUAGGUCAUAAAAAUCGGGAUUUUUUUGUGUCAAAAAGUCUGCAUUUUUUCUGUCAAUAAAAAAAUCUGGAUUGUUGCUGUCAAAAAAUCUGGAUUUUUUUCUGUCCAAAAAUCUGGAUUUUUUUUUUUAAUCUAAAAAGAAUCUGGAUUUUUUUUUAAUCUAAAAAGAAUCUGGAUUUUUUUAAAUCUAAAAAGCAUCUGGAUUUUUUUCCGUCAAAAAAAUCAGGAUUUUUACUGUCAAAAAGUUGGGAUUUUUUCUGUCAAAAAGUUGGGGUAUUUUCUGUCAAAAUGUCGGGAUUUUUUUUGUUGAAGAGUCUGUAUUUUUUCCGUCAUAAAAAUCGGGAUUUUUUUCUGUCAAAAAGUCGGCAUUUUUUCUGUCAAUAAAAUCCGGAUUUUUCUAUGUUAAAAAAUCUGGAUUUUUUCUAUCGAAAAAAUCGGGAUUUAUUUCUGUCAAAAUGUCUGGAUUUUUCUGUUAAAAAGUCUGGAUUUUUUCUGUUUAAAAAUGUCGGCAUGUUUUCUAUAAAAAAAUCGGGAUUUUUUUCUGUCAAAAAGUCUGCAUUUUUCUGUUAAAAAAUCUGCAUUUUUUUCUGUCAUAAAAAUCGGGAUUUUUUCCUGUCAAAAAGUUGGCAUUUUUUCUGUCAAUAAAAUCCAGAUUUUUCUCUGUUAAAAAAUCAGGAUUUUUUUUUCUGUCAAAAAAAUCUGGAUUUAUUUCUGUCAAAAAGUCUCGAUUUUGAUUGUCAAAAUGUCAGGAUGUUUCUGUCAAAAAGUCGGCAUUUUUCUCUGUUAGAAAGUCGGGAUUUUUUUCACUUCCAAUCACAAACUAAGGUCCAAAAAAAGUGGAAACAUCCUUUUUUGCUUUUACCUCACAACCGUCGGAAAGUGCAAUUGUUGCAGCUAUUAGUUUCUAUGAAAUGUUCCGGUUAUUGUUAUUGAUGUUUAUUUAUUUCCGCUGCACUAUUGAGUAUAAAUUAAGCGUCUUGUCUCUGUGAAGCUUUACAUGCUGUUGAAAUGUCCUGUGAAAUACUACUAAUAAAAAGAAAAUGGCACUGUUGUUUGCGUUUAAUUGUUGUCAUUGCUCUUUAUUAAAAAUGUAACAAUAUUAACUUGAAAUGUGCUCCGAUUUUGUGAGAAUUGAUUCGGAAAGUGACUUCAAAUGGCAGCAGUGUUAAAAUGCAUCAUCGUGUAUCAUAGCAAACCUCAGUUACAAUGUCUCCCCCUUGUGGCUGUUAGCGCUACAUUCCAUGAAUGACACAAUGACUUUGACUCUUUUUUUUUUUCUGUCAAAUAUAUUUUUAACUCGCAUUUUUUCAGUUGUUAAAAACAGAGUUUGUGUCAA
Nerophis lumbriciformis (worm pipefish) is the source of this 2992-nucleotide messenger RNA. It is a transcript of the gene adrb1, whose product is annotated as adrenoceptor beta 1. The record is from RefSeq and is a predicted model, not a curated record. Gene Ontology annotation, molecular function: beta1-adrenergic receptor activity. Gene Ontology annotation, cellular component: plasma membrane. NCBI's taxonomy places the organism in Eukaryota, Metazoa, Chordata, Actinopteri, Syngnathiformes, Syngnathidae. Gene Ontology annotation, biological process: positive regulation of MAPK cascade; norepinephrine-epinephrine-mediated vasodilation involved in regulation of systemic arterial blood pressure; adenylate cyclase-activating adrenergic receptor signaling pathway.